Paramuricea clavata is the source of this 1282-nucleotide messenger RNA. NCBI's taxonomy places the organism in Eukaryota, Metazoa, Cnidaria, Anthozoa, Malacalcyonacea, Plexauridae. The record is from the annotation of a GenBank genome assembly.
AUGAAACUGUUAACAAAGAAUUGUUGUAUCUUGGCUGCUAUUCUUUUUCUUUGGAUGGAUCAGAUGAAUUGUGUUCCGGUAAGUUUAAUCUCAAUGCUGUAUAUGUCCUACAUAUAGAUCAUGUCGUUCACAUAAUCUUUCAAAAAUCGCAUGAUUUCGCAUUGAUCCAUGCAGUGCUGUCAGAGACUUGUUGCAUGCACGUAGAAAUAUAUUCGUGUGGGACAACAUGAAACUUCAUGUUCCCUUUUUUAGUAAACUUUACAAGUAAAAAGUUACUUUUCGUGAUUGUAUAAUUCUAACUGUAAUUCUAACUAUUUUUAAUAUAACACUUAUAGAAUAAAACGCAGUGGCGCGUAACGUUGUGCUAAAGGGCCCCUGGUUUUAACUGGAAUAGGGCCAACCUCGUUUCUAAGAAAGACCCUGGGACCGAGGUUGGAAUAGGGCCCCUGGUCCUGCCCAUUUAAAGUGGCGACCUGGAGGGGGGGGGGGCAGGCUACGACAAAGAUGCAAAAUUUGCUGACUGAAUACAUCAACUCCGCCACUUUGUCAUCCUUGUUCAGGGGCCCUUGACCAUGAACUAUUUUAAAUAAAUGCAAUCCCUUUAUUAUUUUAGUUUUCCAAACAGGAGGGUGACCGCUGUCCGGACGGGAAAUCAUGCGAAGACGACCCGUCAGUUUGCUCGACGGCGUGUAAAUAUGGUGAAUAUAAGUGCACCCAUAUCAAAUUACAAAAUAAGCAUAUCUGUGUAAAGUACAACCCGGACGCGCCCGCAGCCAAUAUGGUUACAAUCCAGAUCCCCGAAUGUGGGACCCAACCUACACCUCCUACAAAAAAUAUCCCUCCGGUGAACACAGCAUGGAAAACAACAGAAUUCCAGACCACCGAAUUAGUAAUACCGAUCACAACCGAAUCAGUCCCGAUAACAACCGAAUCAGUCCCGAUCACAACCGAAUCAUUCCCGACCACAGAAUCAAUUCCGAUCACAACCGAAUCGAUACCGAUCACAACCGAAGCAAUACCGAUCACAACUGAAUCAUUACCGAUCACAACCGAGUCUACGCCGGUGAUAUCCGACCAAAUUCCGAUCACAACCGACAAGUCAUCACUAACUAUCUUUACCAUCCCAUCGCCCACAAAACCCCCAUUCAAUCGACCCUGGGCCUGGAGCCGAUACCACCCUUGGAAACCCCGGUUUGGCAAGAAUAGAAAGAACAAAUGGAAUAGAAAACGGCGAUCUUAUUCAAAAUUUAAUAGGUUACAGCGAAAUCGUAAAUUUUGGUAA